Colletotrichum karsti is the source of this 1398-nucleotide messenger RNA. Its product is annotated as glutaminase. Gene Ontology annotation, biological process: L-glutamine catabolic process. Bases 1 to 1398 code for a protein of 465 amino acids. Gene Ontology annotation, molecular function: glutaminase activity. Lineage: Eukaryota; Fungi; Ascomycota; Sordariomycetes; Glomerellales; Glomerellaceae. The record is from RefSeq and is a predicted model, not a curated record. The transcript has a single exon.
AUGAGGUCGCCGAUCCCCGACUAUCUCAACCGCGUCCUCGAGAAUGCCCGCCCCAACGAGUCCGGAGCGCCAGCAGGCUACAUCGAUGUGCUAGCGAAAGCGGACACGUCCAAGAUGGCGGUGGCUCUGGCCAUGGUGGACGGCAACCUGUACUCGGCAGGGGACGACCGGGUUGAGUUCUCAAUUCAGUCCAUUUCCAAAGCCUUUGUCUAUGCGCUGGCCAUCGAGGAUGCGGGCUUGCCGCAGGUGUUGGAAAAGAUUGGCGUGGAGCCGUCCGGCGACGCUUUCAAUCGGCUCUCGCUCGAGCGCGGCAGCAACCGGCCCAUGAACCCCAUGAUCAACGCCGGAGCCAUCACGGCGCACUCACUAGUCGUCUCGCCUGACGCUACGGUGGAGCAGAGGACGGAACGUAUCCUGAAGACGUUGUCGAGGCUUGCGGGCCGGGAACUUCACGUCGACGAGGAGGUCUAUCAGGCCGAACUCAAGGAUGCGGAUCGUAACAUGGGUAUCGGAUAUAUGCUGAAGGCAGCCGGCAUCAUCACCUGCGAUCCGCAAGACGCUGUGAAGGGUUACAUUCGCCAAUGCUCCAUCAAUGUCAACGUGAGGGACUUGGCCUUGAUGGCGGCAACGCUCUGCAACAGCGGCGUGCACCCCAUCACUGGAGACCAUAUCAUCCCUCAGACCAGUGUCCGUCAGGUUCUCUCUAUCAUGACGACCUGCGGAAUGUACGACGCUGCAGGUGACUGGGUUUCCAGGGUGGGCAUCCCGGCGAAGAGCGGUGUAGCUGGCGGCAUCAUCGGGGCUCUGCCGGGCCAAGUCGGCCUCGCAGCUUUCUCUCCCAAGCUUGACGGGCGUGGAAAUAGCGUGAGGGGCGUCGUGAUCUGUGAGCAGUUGUCACGGGACAUGGGCUUGCACAUGAUGGACGCCAGCCAGAUCGCGGGUGCCACUGUGCGUACCUCAGUAGCCACAAUCGUGGCGGGUGAGAGCGAGCCGCAUAACCCAAACUGCCAACGAGAAGUUGUUAUUUUCAGUCUCCGAGGCGCCGUUCGGUUUGCGGGAUCAGAACGUCUUACCAGGGCUCUUGCGCGUGAGCUGGGUUCGCCGGACCCCGAAGACCCCGGCUCUGGAAAGCAUGCCAACGCCUGUGCCGUGGUGUUCUCGUUCCGUGAUACAUACUCGCUAAAUACCAUUGCACAGAGGAUAAUUUGUGAGAAUAUCCGAAGGCUGGUUUUGGAAGAUCGGAGUGUUGUGGUGGUCGAUCCGUCUGGGGUUCUGCAGAUGACUGUAGAUCCCGAAAGUAAGGAGCGGCAACCUCGCGUGUUCAAGUCAGAAACUGAUGCACGGAACUACAUUGGCGGCUUGGGGUGCCAAGCGAUAUUCAAGGAUGACAGUUGGUGA